AUGAAAGAUCUCAUCAACGACCCCAACUCCCUGCCUCCCAAGCUCAAGAGCAUGGCCGAGGGCCAGGGCCGAACGAGCCAGACCUGCUGUGGGCGGCACUGCUCUCACUGCCGCCCGAGGCGCUCCGGCCGGGCUGCGGCGUGGGGGUGGGGAGGCCGAGGCUUGGUGACCUUCAUUGAGCUCCUCGCCAACCUUCCCUGCGGCGUUGGCAUUAUCCCUGGUGGCCCUAGCGGCGGCAAGACUUUCUUCAACAUGCUCAUCACCACCAUGGCCGAGGGCCAGAACUCACUUCAGAAGGCGACCUUCUUUGAGCUCCUCGCCAACCUUCCCUGCGGCGUUGGCAUUAUCCCUGGUGGCCCUGGCGGCGGCAAGACUUUCUUCAAUAUGCUCAUCAUCGCCAUGGCCCAGGCGGGUAUGAUCGAGUUUGUGGAUGAGGAUGGCAACAAGAAGCAGCGCCGGCCCAAGAUUCUGUAUCUUCUCGACAUCAACCGCCCCGUCGGCAUCAACCGCCCCCUCUUCGCCAACCUUCCCUGCGGCGUUGGCAUUAUCCCUGGUGGCCCUGGCGGCGGCAAGACUUUUUUCAACAUGCUCAUUACCGCCAUGGCCCAGGCGGGCAUGAUCGAGUUUGUGGAUGAGGAUGGCAACAAGAAGCAACGCCGGCUCAAAAUUCCCAUGUCAACCCAGAUGAGGAGAGGACCUGGUCUUGAUUUCAAGCCUGGAAACGGCGCUGAUAUCAUCUUCAACCCGACGCCCCGUCAUCUUGCGGCAAACUUUGAGUGCUGUGCCGAGUAUGGGCGUUAUCGUUCGCCUGCCCGAGCCUCCUUACAGCUUCGGACCCUACAUACCUUUAGCCUCGGCGCUCCUCUGCUUGCUAUUGCUUGGGACCCACCUCGCGCCUGCGCCCCGGAUUGCUUCACACCUCACGUCGUCCCGAGAGCUUCUGAUUGCUCGGCUGUGUGCAAGUUUGGACGGCUGGGCGACUGGUCUUUGCGCGCGGGUGGUCAGGUGCUGCCGGGUGGUGCCUGGGGCGGAAGACACCGCACCCGACCGGAGUCUCUCCUCAGGUCCAAAAUCAAGCCGCCUUUGGCACGUAGCUUCUCCAGCCUACAGUCACGCCACCCGCCUCCCUUUGCCCACAACAACAUCCUUGCGCAAUCCGAGUUAGCGGCUGCCUCAAGGAGCGUACACCCAAGCUCACUCGUCCACCGGAGCGCUAUCCGGCCCGUCUACCGGCGCGCUAUCCGGCUCUCGUCCACUGGCGCGCCAUCUGUGGCUCGUCCACUGGCGCGCCAUCCCCAGCCUGCCCUGCCAAGGGCAAGGCGUGGUGCCGACGGCGAGUCGGCCAAAAGCCAGGGCCCGCCCAAGGACGGCGGGAUCAAGGACUCGAAAAUGAACGACUUUGAGAGAUAUAUCGACACAGAAAAGGGCUGGACAUGAGGAAAGCGUCGGGAUCAUUUGGAUGACCCCGGCGCCAACGC
Molecule: messenger RNA, 1478 nt
Organism: Gaeumannomyces tritici R3-111a-1
Lineage: Eukaryota; Fungi; Ascomycota; Sordariomycetes; Magnaporthales; Magnaporthaceae
Exons: 5
Coding region: 1-1437 (478 amino acids)
Source: RefSeq, a predicted model, not a curated record